AUGCCAGCCUCAUUCCCCCAACGUAAAAUCGGCGGCACGCCCGUCUCUGCUCUAGGUCUUGGUUGCAUGGGAAUGUCUGCGUCAGUUUUGACAGGCGAAAAGCGCAACGAAGAAGAAAUUUUCAACACGCUCAGCACAGCAGCCGAUAUGGGCAUCACUUUCUGGGACACCAGCGACUUCUAUUUGGACAACGAGGAGCUGCUCGGCAAAUGGUUCAGCAAGACAGGCCGCCGCAAUGAGAUCUUUCUCGCCACAAAAUUUGGCUGCGCACAUGGCGACACAUUCGGAGAUGUGCGAAUUAACGGAAGCCCGGAGUAUGUGCGCCAGGCUCUCGAGAAAAGCUUGAAGGCCUUGGGAACAGACCAUAUCGACUUGUACUAUGUACACAGGAUCGACCCUAAGACACCGAUUGAGAAGACCGUUGAAGUGCUCAAAGAGUUGAAGGAGGAAGAUAAGAUUCGCCAUAUCGGGCUAUCGGAAUGCUCCUCACGAACACUGGAGCGUGCAUCCAAGGUAGUCAAGAUAGACGCUGUGCAAAUGGAGUUUUCGCCGUUCGCAAUGGAGAUUGAAGACACCGGCUUCAAGGAUGUGGCACGGAAGCUUGGUGUCACGAUCGUACCGUACUCGCCUCUGGGCCGUGGUUUCCUAUCUGGAGCGAUAAAGAGUAGAGCCGAUCUUGGAGCCAAUGAUCCUCGCGCUCGUAUGCAUCCGAGAUUCUCGGAGGAAAACUUCCCGUCCAACCUAAAGUUGGUCCAGAUCUUUGAGGAUAUCGCGAAGGAAAAGAACGCCACGACCGGUCAAAUUGCUUUGGCCUGGGUUCUCGCGCAGGGUGAUGACUUCAUUCCAAUUCCGGGUACGAAGCGUGUCAAGUACUUGAUUGAGAACGCAGGCGCGGUCAACGUGAACUUCACCGAAAAGGACGAGAAGCGAGUUAGGUCAGGCUUGGACGCGAUUGGGGGAGCGAAAGGUGCUCGCUACCCUGAAGCUAUUCUCGCCGGAUGUUUCGGUGAUAGCCCUGAGCUUGACAGCGCGUAG
Didymosphaeria variabile is the source of this 1035-nucleotide messenger RNA. RefSeq lists its product as uncharacterized. NCBI's taxonomy places the organism in Eukaryota, Fungi, Ascomycota, Dothideomycetes, Pleosporales, Didymosphaeriaceae. Gene Ontology annotation, cellular component: cytoplasm. The transcript is spliced from 2 exons. The coding region runs from base 1 to 1035 and encodes 344 amino acids. The record is from RefSeq and is a predicted model, not a curated record.